Effrenium voratum is the source of this 1233-nucleotide messenger RNA. The record is from the annotation of a GenBank genome assembly. Lineage: Eukaryota; Dinophyceae; Suessiales; Symbiodiniaceae.
AUGUCAUGCAGGACAGCGGUUAGAGGCGACUCUUUGCAGCCGAGUACGCAUUUGCUGGAGAAAGUCAUGGCGUCCACGAAGUUCGCCACACGCUGGCGAGAGGCGUGCUUGCUGAUGACGGAUCUGGUCUUCUUGCAAGUUGGUGUUAGUGUGCAGCUUUACAGUGAAGCCAUUGAAUCCUGCAGCCGAGCCGGAAAGAUCGAUGCAGUGCAGUUCUUCCUCCACACCAUGCGAAGGAAAGGCUGCUGGCCCACCGAGCGCACCUUCAACUUGGCCUUGCUGGCCUGUGACAGGUCAGGCCAAUGGCUUCUGGCAAUGGCGCUUUUGCGAGAGAUGAGGAUGGCGAUGCGCGACCCCGAUGUCAUCUCUUGGACCACCUGCAUUUCAGGAAUGGAGAAGGCGCGGGUUUGGAGACACGCUGUGAAGCUGCUGGAGCAGAUGCCCGCAACUCUGUUGCAGACAGAUGCCAUAGCCAUCAGCGCUGCCAUGAAAGUGUGUGAGAAGGCUUUAGAGUGGAAGCUUCCUCUACACCUCGCCAUGGGCACAGGUAUCCAGCCCGACACUAUUGCAUGCAGCUCUGUGAUCCGAGCGUUGCAGGAGGGGAUGCGGUGGAAAGCAAGUUGCGACUUCCUUGAGGAUGUGAAGCAGCAGAGCUUUCCGCGAGAUAUCAAAGCAUACAAUGCGGCAGCAUCGUCUUUGGAGAAGGUCAGUCGUUGGGAGAAGGCGCUGGCAGCCGUACGCUCCAUGAAGCAGCAGAGGCUGGCUGCAAAUGAAGCAACCUGUGGCAUAGCGCUUGGCGCCUGUGCAAGUGCGGGCAACUCGCUUGUGGCCUUCGGGAUCCUGCAGCAGAUGGUCCAGCAGAGAUUGAGGACAACUCCUCAAUUUAUCGCUUUGGCAUUGGAGGCCUGCUGGGAGGAGCCGCAAGCAGCACAGGCUGUGACUUCGAUGCUGGCGAAUCUCCGGCUGCAGCUGCCGCACUGGCUGCAGCCGGCCGAAAAGGAGGCCAUGGCCGGCGCACGAGAAGCAUCUUUGGCAGUGGAGAUGCUGGAGCAGAAUGACGGCUUGAGCGACCAGACCCGCAGAGCCUUUGGGCGGCGAGCUGCCAGGCCCAUCCAGCAGGAACUGCUCGCCUUUGCGGAGCGAGAAGGAGCUGCCGUUUUGGCAAGGGAGCUGGGAAGCCUUGGGGAGCAUUUCACGCGGGCUGCUGUCGCAAUGCUGGCAGAGGAGUGCUGA